This is a messenger RNA of Myxocyprinus asiaticus (Chinese sucker), 10059 nucleotides long. RefSeq names its product microtubule-associated serine/threonine-protein kinase 2-like. The record is from RefSeq and is a predicted model, not a curated record. The transcript has 31 exons. Gene Ontology annotation, biological process: peptidyl-serine phosphorylation; intracellular signal transduction. Lineage: Eukaryota; Metazoa; Chordata; Actinopteri; Cypriniformes; Catostomidae. The coding region runs from base 1086 to 6776 and encodes 1896 amino acids. Gene Ontology annotation, cellular component: microtubule cytoskeleton. Gene Ontology annotation, molecular function: ATP binding; protein serine/threonine kinase activity; protein binding.
UGAACGCAGCAAUGGCCGUUGACUCGGUCCGAGCUUCAGGAAGCUACUAAUAUUUCCUCCCCGAAGAAAAGCAACGACAUGGACCGGCUGUGAUCAGCAAUUACACUUGCCACCGAACCGUUUCCGGGAUCCAGCCGGGCUGACGUUUGAAGACUGAGAUUGGAAGAGAAAAGAUGAGCUUCGCGCGAGUAUGAUAUUAUGUUCCGUGUCAAUACAGAGCUCGCGCGCUCUAGACCCACCUGACCCCGUGAAGCGAUGAACAGACUGAGUUGAGCGCGCGCUGUGUUGUGGUUCAACGGCAAAGUUGACUGGAUGAGAAUGUCGAGUUUUUAGGCUUUUUGUUUUUGUUAUGGCUGAAAUAUCCGCGGAAUGCUAAAUUAUUUAGUUUACAGAGAAGAGAAAAUCCGCUGGCUGACUAGAAACUACAACGAACACGAUGGAAAUGCUGCAUUAUUCAGUGUAAUGGUGACUUGUUUUAUAAGCUGAGGAGCUGAUGUCCCAACUUGACAGAAACGAGCCCGGCGAGUUUAUUUACACAUUAUUUCUAAACAGUGCUUUUAUUUUUCUAAACCCAAAGCUGUUUAAUUUACGGAUGUUGUCAAACUUUAUCAGCUAGCGAGCUAGCGGAUUUUUGGAGGAGUUCCGCCGGUUGACUCACCGCGCUAAAACCGCACAGUUUACAGAAAACUGAAGACAACUGUAUUUGAGGGAAAAACUGACGAGCUGUCAUGGCAACCCGGAUUGUGACUUAAGAGUCGAGAGAGCAACACACAUACCCAGAUGUAGGGAGGGCGAAUCUGCGCUCAACAUUAAUUCUGCCUUUGUGUAUUUGGACCAAAGUUGAGGAGAGGUUUGCUCGCAAUGUACCAGAGCAAGACCUGUUUCACCAUCUGCAUUAAGCACCAGUCAGUCGGAUUCACUGAUAUAAUACUACAGUAAGUGUUUAUUCAACCCUCAUCCAGCAGAAUGAAGAGAAACGAGACCAAAUAUAAAAGGAAAUUCUGCACCUCUGAGCAGCGGGAGAGCAGCACUGAAGGCAAAGAGGAGAAGAAAUAAGAUCUUGACUGGCUUGGUACAACAUCAGGAUGCUGCCGGCGCCUCCUCCCCUGCUGUUCAGGAAGCUAAGUAACCCCGACCUGUCUCCUGCCACAGGAAAGGCCAAACUGCAGCGGCAGCUCAGUCAGGAUGACAGCAGAGCUCGACGCAGCAGUAUGGCCGGCGUCCUCACCGGAAAGCAGCUUCUGCCUCUGUCCAGCAGCAUGCAUGGUGGAGUGAGUCAGCUUGCCUGGCAGCCGCACGCAGGAGAACCCAAUAACUUAGUCCGCAUGCGGAGUCAGUCUUUUGGCAAGUCUGCUCCCUCUCUUACUGCAGGACUGAAGGAACUGAGUCUUCCCAGAAGAGGCAGUUUCUGUCGGACCAGCAACAGGAAGAGUUUGAUAGUGACAUCCAGCACCUCUCCUACUCUACCCCGCCCCCACUCACCACUGCACGGACUUUCAGGGAGCAGUCCAUUGGACAGUCCACGCAAUUUCUCUCCAAACACUGCUGCCCACUUCUCCUUUGUGCAGGCUCGCAGUCAUGGACACAGGGCUGACAGGACAGAUGGCCGCCGCUGGUCUCUCGCCUCUUUGCCAUCCUCUGGAUAUGGAACCAACACCCCCAGCUCAACAGUCUCGUCAUCAUGUUCAUCUCAGGAGAAGCUGCACCAGUUGCCCUUCCAGCCCACCGCAGACGAGCUGCACUUCCUCACCAAACACUUCAGCUCGGAGAGCAUCACGGAUGAGGAUGGAAGGAGAUCUCCAGCCAUGCGGCCCCGCUCCCGCAGUCUCAGCCCUGGGCGCUCACCCAUAUCUUUUGACCAUGAGAUAGUCAUGAUGAACCAUGUCUACAAGGAGCGUUUCCCUAAGGCUACUGCUCAGAUGGAGGAACGGCUGGCUGAAUUCAUAUCCUCUUCAGCCCCUGACAAAGUCAUGCCUCUAGCUGACGGCGUCCUGAGCUUCAUCCACCAUCAGGUCAUCGAACUAUCCCGUGACUGCCUGGACAAAUCCCGCGAGGGUCUCAUCACCUCCCGCUACUUCUAUGAACUACAGGAGAAUCUUGAGAAAUUGCACCAGGAUGCUCAUGAACGCUCAGAGAGUGUGGAGGUGACUUUUGUCACCCAGUUGGUGAAGAAGCUGAUGAUUGUCAUCGCCCGGCCCGCCCGGCUACUGGAGUGUCUGGAGUUUGAUCCAGAGGAGUUCUACCACCUGUUAGAGGCUGCUGAAGGUCAUGCUAAAGAGGGUCAGGGCAUCAAGUCCGACAUCCCACGAUACAUCAUCAGCCAGCUGGGCCUCACCAGGGACCCCCUUGAGGAAAUGGCCCAGCUGAGCAGUUAUGAUAGCGGUAACCCUGAAACACCAGAAACCGAGGAGUCCACAGAAAGUCGAGGAGCUGCCAUACAGCCACCCCAGCCUCAACCCAAAACUAAAACCCCUCGUGAGGAAGACUUCGAGACCAUUAAACUCAUCAGUAAUGGAGCUUAUGGGGCUGUGUUUCUGGUGAGGCAUAAGGAGACCCGUCAGCGCUUUGCCAUGAAGAAAAUCAACAAGCAGAACCUGAUCCUGAGGAACCAGAUCCAGCAGGCCUUUGUGGAAAGAGACAUCCUGACAUUUGCUGAGAACCCUUUCGUUGUCAGCAUGUUCUGUUCCUUCGAGACAAGGAGACAUCUGUGCAUGGUUAUGGAGUAUGUAGAGGGUGGGGACUGCGCCACUCUGCUAAAGCACAUUGGAGCUCUGCCUGUGGACAUGGCACGCAUGUACUUUGCUGAGACAGUUCUAGCACUGGAAUACCUUCACAACUAUGGCAUUGUGCACAGAGACCUCAAACCUGACAAUCUCCUGAUAACAUCAAUGGGACAUGUCAAACUGACAGACUUCGGCUUGUCUAAGAUUGGAUUAAUGAGCUUAACAACUAAUCUGUAUGAAGGUCACAUCGAAAAAGACGCCCGUGAAUUUCUGGACAAACAGGUGUGUGGUACUCCUGAAUACAUAGCUCCAGAGGUCAUUCUGAGGCAGGGCUAUGGUAAGCCUGUGGACUGGUGGGCAAUGGGUGUGAUCUUGUAUGAGUUUCUGGUGGGCUGUGCUCCCUUCUUUGGGGAUACACCUGAGGAACUGUUUGGACAAGUCAUCAGUGAUGAGAUAAUCUGGCCAGAGGGCGAUGAAGCUUUACCUACUGAUGCUCAAGAUCUCAUCUCCAAACUACUGAGGCAAAACCCUCUGGAGCGUCUGGGAACAGGGAGUGCGUUUGAGGUGAAACAGCACCGGUUCUUCACUGAUCUGGACUGGAAUGGUCUUCUAAGGCAGAAGGCGGAAUUUAUCCCUCAGUUAGAGUCAGAGGAUGACACUAGCUACUUUGACACACGCUCCGAUCGGUAUCAUCAUGUGGACUCUGAGGAAGAGGAUGACACAAAUGAAGAUGACCAUUUGGAGAUCCGUCAGUUCUCCUCCUGCUCGCCACGAUUCAGCAAGGUGUAUAGUAGUAUGGAACGCUUGUCCUUACAUGAAGAGAAGCGCACCCCUCCUCCCACUAAGCGCAGUCUGAGUGAAGAGGGAGGGGAGCGAAUUGACAGUCUCAGUGGCCUGAAAUCCCGAGACCGGAGCUGGCUGGUGGGCUCACCGGAGAUCCUACGGAAGCGGCUCUCUGUUUCCGAGUCCUCUCACACUGAAAGCGACUCCAGUCCGCCUCUAACAGUGCGUCGACGCUGUUGCUCAGCAAUCAUAGAAAUGCCUCGAUUCGCCAUCUCCAGUGAAGAGGAUGGGGGUGUGGCAGGCAGGAAGACCCCUAUGAGGGGCCCUCGCAUGGAAGAUCUGCCCCAGUCCAUACCAGAGCUCCCUGUAGAGAGAGAGCUGAGGCUGGAUGAAUCGCCCACCACACCAGGCUCCACAUCCAGCCACAUUAGCCAAUCCACACUCACACCGGGAAGCUUUGGUGAUGUGUUAGAUCGGGGCUCUCCUCGCUGCAGUGUUGAGGGUUCUGAAAACUCCACUCCUAAAGCUAUCAGUGACCUUGCGGCCCGCAGAGCUCGCCAUAGACUGCUGUCAGGAGACACCGAGAAACACACAUCACGCCCACUCAACAAGGUCAUCAAAUCAGCCUCUGCCACCACCCUCUCACUCAUGAUCCCUACUGAUCACCAUGGUGCCUCUCCUCUGGCCAGCCCGAUGUCCCCUCACUCUCUGUCCUCCAACCCCUCAUCACGUGACUCCUCACCCAGCCGAGACCUGUCCCCUGCCGUCUGCAACGUUAAACCCGCCAUCGUCAUCCACCGAGCCGGCAAGAAAUACGGCUUUACCCUGCGUGCCAUCAGGGUCUACAUGGGUGACACAGACAUUUAUACCAUGCACCACAUGGUCUGGCACGUGGAGGACGGGGGACCUGCCCAUGAGGCUGGACUGAGAGAGGGAGAUCUUAUCACACAUGUUAACGGAGAGCCUGUCCAUGGACUUGUGCACACAGAAGUUGUAGAACUCAUUCUCAAGAGUGGCAGUAAGGUGUCUAUCUCUGCUACACCCUUUGAGAAUACUUCCAUUAAGGUUGGCCCUGCGCGCAAAACCAGCUACAAAUCCAAAAUGGCCCGGCGCAAUAAAAGAACCAAAACCAGAGAAGGACCAGACAGUAAGAAGAGAAACUCGUUGUUCCGUAAGAUCACUAAGCAGGCGACCCUUCUCCACACCAGUCGCAGUCUCUCUUCUCUGAACCGCUCAGUUUCAUCUGGCGAGAGUGUCCCUGGGUCUCCCACGCACAUGUCCCCUCGUUCACCGACACAGGGCUGUCGUUCCACACCUGACUCUGCCCACUCAGUUGGUGGGAACUCAUCCCAGAGUAGCUCUCCCAGCUCUAGUGUUCCAAACUCUCCUGCCAGUUCUGGUCAGAUCAGGCCCAGCUCCUUGCAUGGUCUGGCCCCCAAACUGCAGCGCCAAUAUCGCUCCCCUCGCCGCAAGUCUGCAGGCAAUAUCCCCUUAUCCCCACUGGCUCGCACACCAUCCCCCACCCCUCAGAGUACUUCCCCCCAGCGCUCUCCUUCGCCUCUGCCAAGCCACACACUCAUCACUUCUUCAAUAGGCCAGUCCUUCCCUGUCAAACUCCACUCUUCGCCUCCACUAGUAAGACAGAUAUCCCGGCCAAAGAGUGCAGACCCUCCUCGCUCGCCUCUGCUCAAACGUGUCCAAUCGGCAGAGAAACUUGCUUCUUCUCUUUCUUCAUCAUCAUCUUCUCCCUCUCCCUCCUCUGCUACUGAUAAAAAGCUGCCAGUAGGUGCCAGCCGCAAACACAGUCUUGAUACCUCACAUUCAGAGUUUAAAAAGGAGAUGCUGCAGCGAGACCUUAGUCUGCAGAGCCUGCAGGAGUCUACCAGUGAGACUCUACUGGUAGGACGAGUGUCUCAUGCAGAAAAGGGCAGCCUGCAGAAGGGUUCAGUUCGCAAACUGGGCCGACAAGAUAGUUCUGAGUCUGGAACUGGAAGUCUGGGACUUGUUUCUGGGAAGAGUAAACUAAAAGACAAGCUGUCUGCCAUACGCCAGGAUCGUGCUGAACGCCGUGAGUCUCUUCAGAAGCAGGAUGCUAUCCAUGAGGUGGACUCCUCAGAGGACGAGACAGACGAAGGCUCAGAAGACAGCCAGGAUGGACGCAGGACAAGCUAUGUUCCUCCUAGCCAUAUCCUGCGGCCCAGUACUGUAAUGGCCUCCCCCCAUACCAUCAGGAGGGGACCAGCAGCUCCACCAACACUAGGCCUGGUACCCUCCACUUGCGCACCCCCAAACUCACCUGAGCCCAGCAGAGGACUGCAUGUACAAAGCCAAAUUACCACUCAAACUUCAACCACAGCACCAAUGCAAACUGCGGCCAAGGCCCCAGAACAGAAUCACACAAAACCCUUAACAUCUACUGCAACCCAGGACUCCUGUUCAACACUAGCUGGAGACUUGAGGAAGGGAGAAUCAAGGCCACAGGACUCUCAAUCCAGUGUUAGACCUUCUCCACCUCAGCCCAGCCCUCUAUCCAGCACCUUCUCAACCCACGGCAGCGCCUUUACCGCCGUUAGCAAAGACCCAUUUGUCAAACCCACCACACCUCCUUUGGAUCGGAGGACCCCCAAAACUUCUGAGCCUAAGUCCAAAACUAGUAGCACUGCUUCAGUGGUAGCUAGGGAUACCCCUGUUGCUACCACACCGACUGGAGGCAUCACCAAGGAGAUGAAGGAGGCUGACAACCGCAGGCAGGCUGCAGCUGCCGCUGCCACAGCCUCUGCAUCCACUGCCUCUGAGAGCGGAAUGGACAAAGUUGUAUCUCAACUAGCCACUGUGGCAAAGAGCGUGCUGGGCCCUGUCAAACUCAACAUCCCAGGAACUAAAGAGGCCCUGGAUCGGACAAAGGAUCAGCAUCCCGAGUCAAAUGCCACCCACCCAAAAAUAAAAGAGCAUCGUCUGGAACAUCCUGAUUCUACUGACCGUUUGUGUCAAUCUGCUGGUUCUGGCUCCCAGUCUCCGCGGUUGACUAAAUCUCCCUCUAAACAAACACCUUCCAAACUUGAGCCAGCCUCAACUUCUCAAAGGUCUGUAGAGGUUCCAGGGACCUUCAAAAGUCCUACUCCAAACUCUCAAGCUGGGGAAGAGCAACAGGACCGACCAGGGACUUUGCAAAGCAGCACCGCACCAAGGUCUAGGUCUGAAGCUCAGUCACAGGCCCAGGCAAAACCCAGUUCCACUAUGUCACAAGACAAAUCCAACAAGCCAACGUAGCAGCACUGCAGAAAAAUCUGUUUUAUCCAGCUAAUUUAGCUUGCCUAUUAACGGACAAAUACACAUUGUAACAGGGCAGUUUCAUGUCAGUAUCCUAGUGAAAAGAUUGAAGGGAAGAUAAGAGGGGGGGAAGAGAAAGAGGUGUUUACAGAUAAACCAACAGUUUCAUUUCAGAAUGUAUUAUGCUCUGCCAUUUACAAAAUAAUUGAGGCUGUGUAAUUGUUCUGAAUUUCUUGUUACUUCUUUUAAGCAUUUUUUUUCUCUGCCUCUAGAAAAUCUGGAGAAAUACAUGCCCACAUACAGUAUAUUACCUCUUCAUACUAUCUCUGUAUUAUUUUAAAGAUCUUCUCUGUUGUAGGUAUUGUUGUGUCUUAAAGCAACACUUUAAAAUUUCACUUGUAUGUCUCAGUGCUAUUCAUCUUUGGAAGAAAAUAUAUUGCAGCAAUAAGAUUAGCAUAUGCCGAGCAAUUUUUACAAACACUAAGUUAAUAUCAUUGCACCCAUAGUUUAUAAAGACAAAACAAACUGCAUUUUCCACCCCUCACUUGCACUUGUGUUGGUUUUCAGGAAAUUGGAUGUAUAAUGUGGUAGAAUGAUGGCCAUUAGUUGCAUAAAUUAUACCCUAAAGAGCAAUUAGUUUGCACAUCAUAAUUUCUAGAUCAAGUGUGUGGUUUUGUCCUUUUAUUUUCAGGGGGUUCAGCAGUUUUCAAAAUGUCAAGCAGGCCAUUGUUUUUACUUUGCUUAUUUUAUUUACAGUCAUUUUAAUAUCUGGACCAAUUUGCUGUCUCCGUUUAUUUGUUUACCUCUGUUUUUAAAAGGCAGACUUGUACCUGGAAUGUAUAUGUAUGUGUCCCUGUGUACAGAAAAGCAUGUCUGAGUGCAUGUUUACGUGGGUCCUUACAGUAUAUAAUGAAUAUUAAAAAAAGUCUGUUCUUUGUUAGUUUUAUGGCCUACGCAGUGGGAGGGUGUUUUUGAUUAGUGUCCUAUCUUUGUCAUAUCAGCUAUGUCUGAUUCAGACCUUUACGAGGCAAAGAUGUAUUUGCACAAACCAUUUUUAUUUUGUGUCAUUAAUAUGAAAACCAAUAAAUACAGUAUCCAAUUAGAUCCCAGGCUUGGUUGGGGUCUUGAGGGGUUUGACCAGUAAGUAGCCUGGGGUACCUUGUCAAAUUAUCCAGACAUAAUGAUGUGAUAACACCAUAAAGUAUUUAGAGUGUGUCAAGUGUAACCUGCUCCUGUGGAACCUACUGAGCUUAUUCGUAUUUUCAAUUUAUUUUGCAUUUACAAUCAAAUAGCAUAAUGGUCUGUACUAAGUUCACCACCAAUUUGUGAGCGUAGUUCAACACGUGCCCUUGUUACAAAAAAGACCUUGUUGCUCAGAACAAGUAAUGCUAUUUCCCACACACUCAUGUGCUACUUAUGAUCCUGCCUUUAUGGAAAAUUUCUAGUAUUAUCUGUUAGUCUAUAUGACUAAUAGUGACUGGAGUCACAUGAUGAUCGUAUGUACAGUUAUGAUAUAACCUUACUAAUGUUUUGUCCAGAUGAAAUGUGAAUGGAUGUCUUGAACAUUUACGCUUCUUUAUUGGAACCCAAAGGAAUGGAGCUGUUGAUAGCACUGUGGCCUGAAGCUUAAUUCCUAUUUAACCUAAUUAACCUGGGCAUCAUGAGCAGUGAGACAAUGCACUUGUAAAGAGAAUGGUAUUUGGUUAAAGUUGGAAAUGCAUCUGUGGACUGUCAGGUUCAAAACAAAAUUCACUCGUGUCUAAAGAAAAUCGAUCAGUCUUACAAUCAGUCGGUCUUACACCCCAGUGGCCAAGGCAUAAAUAAACAGUUUGUGUCCUUACAAAAGAAGACCAAAUCAUUAUGUCCUCAAGGGAUGACCUACUGUAAAUCACUCCAUAGGUAACAUUUUCAUACCUAGAUUUAAAGCUUAGUCCCAGAGCUACAGAGAACUUGAAAAUCUCAUUUUAAACUGCAUUUCUAGGGCUUAUAGAACCUGCCCUUAUAUGUUUACAUGUGUUAUAACUUGAGAGAUCAUCUGUAAACGGUACACUAGUGUAUUUUGUCUCAAUGCCCAGACACAUAUUGUAUCUUAGAUUAUGGUAGACCACUAGUGAUCACUUAUUUGGCUGGGCUCCAUUACAGAUUUUACAGUUAAAGGCAUAGUUUACCCAAAAAUUUAAAUUCUGUCAUCAUUUACUCACCCUCAUUUUUCUUUCUUCUGUGGAACACUAAAGGGUAUGUUAGGAAGAAUGUUAGCCUCAGUCACCCUUCACUUUAAUUGUGUCAUUGUUUCCAUACAAUGAAAGUGAAUGGUGACUGAGGUAAACUAUGACAGAAUUUAAAUCUUUUGGUGAACUCUCCCUUUAACACUCAAAACUGUCACAUACUGUGUCUGCAUUUUAUUUUACACAAUGACAAGCCUAAUAAUUUUGAAGAACGUGAAUGCAAUGAAUUCAUCUUUACUCCCUUUGCUAAAGUCAGUAGCUGCUCUGGGCUAUGAAAGUGAGUGCGAACUGCCUUUUCACAUACGUGAGGUGGAUGAUAAUGAUGCUUGGGCUAUUUGUUGAGGUGAAGUCAGGUGUAAGAACGCCUGAGGUGGUCAUCCAUCAAUGUCCCGCAACCACAUGCCACCAUGCAUGCACUGGUGAAAUGUAAUCUCACACACACCGUCUAGAGCAAAUUCACCCACCACAUCUUAGCUCUGGCAUAGCUCAGCUCUUUAUGAAAGAAACCCUUUGCAACAUACACAUUUACUUACAUCUUCCCACUAUUAAUAUACAUAUACACUCAUCAGCCACUAAGUCCAACUACUGCCCUCUCAACAUAUCUGUGUGUGUGUGUGCGUGUUAGAUCCAAAUGGCAGCACAGAUGGCUCACUUUUAUGUAGAUAUGUUAAGUCUAGUAUUCUGAGUGUUUACUAUAAAAAUAAUUGAAGUUAAAUGGUGCAGUGGCCACUGCCUUAGACAUGACACAUAGCUGGAAUGGGACAAUGUGUAUUUUAAGAGUUUACAUUCACAUAAAGUUGUGAUGGAGUCAAUGGUGAUACUAUGGAGUUGUGGAUGUAGGACACUGUUCAUGUGUCCAUCAUGCUUUGUCUUCUAAGGCUAAAGGAGAUGUGGCAUGGUUGUGCAGACACAAAUGAGUAAAAAUGGGCAAAAAUGUAAAAAAAAAAAAAAGAACUGCUAGAGUUAAACCAGUGCAAUAUCUUACAGUUUUCUAUUGUGGUAAGACGCAUGUUUGUUGUUAAUCCUUCCUUAUGAAAAAUAAAGAUUUUUUAAGGAAA